GAAACACAAAGGUUUACAACUAAUGACAGAAUUACAUGGUGUGCCAGAAAUGAACACAUAUGUCCAUGUUUUCAUUUUUUAAAUUUUUUUGUGAUGACCAAUCAAAGAAUCUGAAGGCAUGUUGCACUAUUGAUCAAAGAGUCUUAUUUUCUGCUAGUGGCCAAAGAAACUGGUUUAACUCAUUUACGAAGUGGCAUUAAAACAUUCAAAUCGUAAUAACAAUUUUUAUUUUUAAAUCCUUGUAUUUUAGGAUGAAGACUACUGGUAGAAAAGGCUACAGGAGUCUCUUCCGUAUACCGCCUAAGGGGUACAGAUAUAGACAAAAACCGGUACGUAAUUGAUACAUUCUAAUUUGUAAAAUGUGUGUGCAAGUUUUCAUUAAAAGGUCCUAAUUAUUGCUGCCUUUUAUAGUUUAGUCCAAGGAAUCGAAAACCAAUGUUAUCGGGCCCUGAAGCAGCUGUGAGUGAUGUUGGGCUGGAGAUUAUUUCCGAACCUGUCCCACCUGAGGUUUCUCCCUGUUCACCAUGCUCAGUUGCAUUGUAUCCAAUAAGACCCAUCAGCAGUGAACUCAAACCCAAACGUGUUCUUUCUGUGUGUGAUGGUUUGGGUACAGGGAGACUGUGUCUCGAAAAUCUGCGAAUCUGCAUGGCAGAAUACUUUUCUAGCGAGGUGGAUCAAAAGGCAAUUGAUCUCCUCCGGUACCACUACCAUGAUAAAAUCACCCUGCUUGGAUGUGUGAAAGGGAUCACAAAUGCAGUUUUGGAAUGUAUUGGCCCCAUUGAUCUCCUUUUAGGGGGACCACCGUGUAACGAACUGUCGAGGGCCAACCCAAAUCGCAAACACUUCGCCAAUGGAUCUUCAGCACGAUUAAUUUUUGACAUUGAGAGAAUUAUGAAGUACCUACGAGCAGCAGCUGAGAAGCACAACAGGCCUUUUUUCUGGUUUUGUGAGUCCACAGAUAACAUGGACAAUGCUGACAAGAUGACUAUCAAUACGGCCCUAGAAUGCAGCAGUGUUGUCAGGUGCUUAUCCAGGCACACUUGUAUGCCACGCAAGAGGCAGUUUUGGGGCAACAUCCCAGGUCUUAUGGACCCAUUAGAAGAGGUGGAGCCUCCCCCCCUAAACUUCAAGAUUUCCUGGUUCCUGGGCUCACAGCUGCAUCAGAUACAAUAAGAACGUUGACAACGUCAAGUGCUUCGCAACGAGUAGGUCGCGAUAAACAGCUGCCUGUAAUUUUGCCUGAUGGCACCAGAAGGAACCUCAGUGUCACAGAGGAAGAGCUUAUUUUUGGUUUUCCUCGCCAUUAUACAGAUAAUGGAAUUCUGUCCGUAACUAAUAGAAAAAACUGUUAGGAAAAGCUUGGGUCGUAAAAGUGGUAGAAGAAAUAUUAAGUCCCUUAAAAGCCUACUUCCUUACUGACCUUUCAUAAGUUUUUAA
Molecule: messenger RNA, 1437 nt
Organism: Frankliniella occidentalis (western flower thrips)
Lineage: Eukaryota; Metazoa; Arthropoda; Insecta; Thysanoptera; Thripidae
Product: DNA (cytosine-5)-methyltransferase 3C-like
Exons: 4
Coding region: 436-1173 (245 amino acids)
Cellular component (GO): nucleus
Molecular function (GO): methyltransferase activity
Source: RefSeq, a predicted model, not a curated record